CCUUCAACCCCAACCUUAAACCUCAGCCUUCAACCCCAACCUUCAACCCAACCUUCAACCCCAACCUUCAACUACCAAACUUCAACCCCAACCUUAAACCUCAGCCUUCAACCCCAACCUUAAACCUCAGCCUUCAACCCCAACCUUCAACCCCAAACUUCAACCCCCAACCUUCAACCCCCAAUUUUCAAGCCCAACCUUCAACCCCAACCUUUAACCCCCACCUUCAGCCCCCAACCUCCAACCCCAACCUUCAACCCCAACCUUCAACCCUCAACCUUCAACCCCCAACCUUCAACCCCAACCUUCACCCCAACCAUCAACCCCAACCUUCAACCCCCAACCUUCAACCCCCAACCUUCAACCCCAACCUUCAACCCCAACCUUCAACCCCAACCUUCAACCCUCAACCUUCAACCCCCAACCUUCACCCCAACCAUCAACCCCAACCUUCAACCCCAACCUUCUACCCCCAACCUUCAACCCCCAACCUUCAACCCCAACCUUCAACCCCAACCUUCAACCCCAACCUUCAACCCCCAACCUUCAACCUCCAACCUUCAACCCCCAACCUUCAAUCCCAACCUUCAACCCUAACCUUCAACCCCAACCAUCAACCCCAACCUUCAACCCCAACCUUCAACCCCCAACAUUUAACCCCAACCUUCAACCCCAACCUUCAACCCCCAACCUUCAACCCCCAACCUUCAACCCCAACCUUCAACCCUAACCUUUAA
Molecule: messenger RNA, 737 nt
Organism: Procambarus clarkii (red swamp crayfish)
Lineage: Eukaryota; Metazoa; Arthropoda; Malacostraca; Decapoda; Cambaridae
Source: RefSeq, a predicted model, not a curated record